CGGCGCUUUGGCGAUUUUCGUGUGAUAAUUGCAGGCACGAUUGCAGGCAAAUUGCAGGGCUAAGGGCUCGACCACUUGCCUGCACUUGCAAAUGUUGUUUAUCAGGAUCGGUAUGCGGCACGAAAAAAACUUAGUUCAAUAGAGAGUGAUUCAACGCGUUUUAGACAAUGUGGAAGAACCAAUUUUAUGAUGCUGAGGAGGAAGAAACAGUGCGAAGUCUCGAGGUUCUUAUGCGAGCGGUGCAGGAUGAUGAGCAGUUUGAAACACCUACGUCACAUGAACAGGCAGAGGUCGAGGCAGAUGUUCUCAAGCUCUAUAAAUCUAAAAAUCCUCCUAUUUUGGCCAAGAGUAAACACGCCGCUUAUUUGAGAAAAUCUUUGACAAAUAUUCCUACAUCGUGUGAGGUUCUGGACUCGAGUCGACCAUGGUUAUGUUACUGGAGUCUCCACGGUUUGCAAAUAUUGGGUGUUAGACUGGAGGAUAAGGAGUAUUCUAAAAUAAUUGGGUUCUUGAGCCGUUGUCAAUCCCCGGAAGGUGGUUACGGCGGAGGACCAGGUCAAUAUCCUCAUUUGGCACCGACAUAUGCAGCAGUUUCAGCUCUUUGUAUCAUUGGAACCCCCGAAGCUUAUCGGUCGAUCGACCGGCAAGGACUCGUUCGUUUUUUCCAAACCCUCAAAAUGGAGGACGGUGGAUUUUGCAUGCACGUUAAUGGUGAGGUUGACAUUAGGGGCGUUUAUUGCACGAUCGCCGUUGCCAAAUUGACCAACGUCUACACUCCCGAAUUGUUCGUUAAUACUGAUGAUUGGAUCGCAAAAUGUCAAACGUGGGAAGGUGGUUUUGGAUGUUAUCCUGGAACCGAGGCCCACGGAGGUUAUACGUAUUGCGGCUUAGCAUCUCUCGUGUUGCUCGGCAAAACCAACCUUUGUCACAUGCCCUCGCUCUUGCGAUGGAUCGUUAACAAACAAAUGCGUUUGGAGGGUGGAUUUCAAGGUAGAACAAAUAAGUUGAUUGACGGGUGUUACUCGUUCUGGCAAGGUGCCGCCUUCCCCCUUAUUCAUGCAACUCUAUCGAGCGAAGGAAAAUUACCAAAUUCUAAUUAUUGGAUGUUUGAUCAAGAAGCUUUGCAAGAAUACAUCCUCAUAUGUUGUCAAUAUCCUUGGGGAGGCCUUAUCGAUAAACCUGGAAAGGAUCGUGAUACGUAUCACACAUGCUACACUCUCAGCGGACUUUCCAUCGCUCAAAAUUCACCAACGCCACUAAUCGUAGGACCCCGUCACAUAAACUCGGUAGAAAUAAUUCAUCCUCUCUUUAAUUUGGUACUAUCGUCCGUUGCCGAAGCCUCUAAUUAUUUCAACAAAUUACCCAUACCCGAUUGACUCCGUAAACUUUUUAUCCCAUUAAUCGCCAAUGGACCAACGAACGUAUUCAGAUUUUGCGGAUUACUGGAACUCGUGUAAUCGCGCAUCAUUAGAAAACGUUCCAUUCGACGUUGCCGUAUUAAAAAAUGUAAAAUCAUGUUUUAAUUUUUCGUCUGAUCACAUAAUAUAUUCAAUGGUUGAUAUGUCAACAAAAUGUUUCAUUCAAUCAUCAAUGUGCAUUAAUUAACACUCAAUACUAUUUUCUUGUAUAAAUCAUCGCAAGUAUUCGAAAUUAACAACAAAGUUGAACAAUCGAAGAAAUAAAUAUUUAAAUUGUUGAUUAUAAAAA
Messenger RNA from Venturia canescens, 1707 nucleotides. It is a transcript of the gene Fntb, whose product is annotated as Farnesyl transferase beta subunit. Gene Ontology annotation, biological process: protein farnesylation. The record is from RefSeq and is a predicted model, not a curated record. Lineage: Eukaryota; Metazoa; Arthropoda; Insecta; Hymenoptera; Ichneumonidae. The coding region runs from base 168 to 1376 and encodes 402 amino acids. The transcript has 7 exons. Gene Ontology annotation, molecular function: protein farnesyltransferase activity. Gene Ontology annotation, cellular component: protein farnesyltransferase complex.